Molecule: messenger RNA, 1917 nt
Organism: Labrus bergylta (ballan wrasse)
Lineage: Eukaryota; Metazoa; Chordata; Actinopteri; Labriformes; Labridae
Source: RefSeq, a predicted model, not a curated record
ACUUUCUUGGACUCUUUCAGAGUUUGAUAAUUACAUCUGCCAGAGCUUUCCCAUGGUUAGCCUGAAUGUCAUUGGAUAUCAUCUUGCAAGAGCUGAUAAGACCAGGGUUCUGACUAAAAUUCAGGCUAAUACAUUGAAAGACCUGAAGAAAACAGUUGGAAGAAGCAGGGUUUAUAUUAUUCCCCAGACCACUAUUACACUGCCGUUACAGGUGAGUUUUUUUGUUUUAUUUGUUCUAUUAGGGCAGCACUCCUUUUGAAUUUUAGCAUACUGAUGAGAAUUAUCAAACAUUUCUUUUCCAUUUAGAUCCCCGAACCUGAAGGGGCUCAUAGCCCACCAGAAACAUCUCCACCAACUGGACCUGAGACAGCUUCACAGUCUCUAGCUUCUUCAGCAUCCACACAACUGAUGACCACACCAACUGCUGCAUCGACAGCCAUCAGACCUGCAGCCUCAACCACUGCCCCUGCAGCCAUUGAUGUAUUUCCAUCCCAAUCCCCUUCAUCACUGGCCCUCAGACCUCAAGCCUCAGGUUCUGCCCCCCAGGUUACACCCCCUGCUCCUACGGUUCCUAUGAACAUGCCAGCAUUCACAUCUAACAGUAAUUCUCAUAUAGGUGCAGAGUCCCCUCCCCUUAAUGCCAUGUCACUCUCUUCAACUCUUGACAUUGAUGGAAGCUCACCAAGGACAGACUCAAACCCAUCACUUGAGGCAAGUUUGGAUCCUGCACAGUGGCUGAAUGCUGGUACCCCAGAGGUCUUUUACAGAAGGGCACAUGUGGAACCACCUAAUAGUACUUCUAUCAAUGACUUUGUCAUUGAUGAUUCAGAGGAAGGGGAAGAGGACGAUAACAUUGCAGUUCCUUUUGAAAGUGACAUGCCUACGUCUGAGGAAGUGGAGCUUGCCAUAAUUCUGAGCGCUUUUCGAGAGGAUCACCUUUCUGGGGGCGUCAUAUCCACUUGUUGUAUCAGGAGGAAAAAGCUUCUGGAGAGUGCCAUUAAAGCAAUCUCCAGAGUCACUUUCUGUUGGACCGAUUCACCACAGAUUGAGUUUGUAGGAGAAGAUGCAGAUGAUAUGGGGGGACCACAGCGAGAGUUUUUCAGACUCUUGAUGAUAGAGGUUCAGACCUCUCUUGGCAUUUUCGAAGGAAAGGCUGGCCAGGUCUUUCUUAGUUACGACCAAGCAGCAUUAGACCAAAAUAAGUACUUCAAAGCUGGGAAUCUUAUCGCUUGGUCGAUUGCACAUGGAGGUCCAUGCAUCAAAGCCCUGGAUCCCAGCCUCUUCCAGCUGAUGUGUGGCCAGGAGCCACAGCUUGAGCAGUUUGACUGGCAGUUGCUGCCUGACCCAGAGGUGCAAAGCAAAGUCAAAAGGAUCCUAGAGUGCAAGACUGCAGGGGACCUGACAGCACUCCAGAAAGACUUGGGGGACUGGAUUAAUGAGUGUGGUGUCCCAUUCAUAUUCACAGCUACAAUUGAAGACAUACCAAAAAUCUAUGCUUACGUGGUGAAGCACUACAUCUUUCUCAGAACGGCCAGAAUGGUACACCAGUUCACAGAGGGAAUGAACGCUUUUGGGAAGCUGUGGGACCUGGUAAAGGAGAACUGGAUUGCCUUCCUACCAUUGUUCACCAACAUGCAGGAGCCUUUGUCAAAGGCAGCAUUCAAGGCCAUCUUCACUUACAGUUACAGCAGUAGAGGAACCAACCGACGUGAGGAAGAGGAGGACACCAUCUACUGCUGGGAGCUGGUUCUGAACAUGAUUGAAGACAAAUUGACUGAACUCAGAUUCGAAGACCUUCUGAUAUUCAUCACUGGUGCAGAUGAAGUCCCUGCCCUUGGGUUUCCAAAUAAGCCUGCAUUGACUUCUUUGAACAGGAGUCAGGCCAGCGACGUUUGCCCUACGCCUCGACUUGCAUGA